UGGACGAAGUUAAGGAUGUGAACUACAUAAGCGUUUGUGUUGAUGUUUCGAACCAUAAAAACACUAAACUUUUGUCAAUCAUGAUCAGAUACUUUAAAUACGACUCACCAGAAAUUGUGAAAAACAAAUUACUAGACUUUAUCGAGUUGCCGAAGGGAAACUGCAGAAAGUAUUUCAGAAAGUGUGAUGGGAGUGCUUAAAAAACACAGACUGCAAAACAAAGUUGUUGCCCUUUCUGCGGACAAUAAAAACACAAAUUUCAGCGCACUUUUGAAAAGAGGCAAAGAAAAUGUAUUCACAAAAAAUGAAGCCUCACUUGCAGAGAGAAAUUAUUGGAGUGGGCUGCAAUGCCCAUAAGUCACAAUUGUGCACAAUCUGCCUUAGACAACACUGCCCAUAGAGACGCUGAAGGUCUGGUCCAGAAAACGUUCAGGUAUUUCCACAUUUACUCCGGACGUGUGGAGAGACUGAAGGAGUUUUGUGAUUUGGUUAACGAAGAGACAUUUCGGGAUACUCAAACGUGCGUUGGUUGUCUUUAAUGCCAGCACUGCAGAGGAUUACCGCAGAUUUUCCAAUCAUUAAAAUCAUUCUUUCUGUCAGAGAACCAAUGUCCACGAUUGUUCGAGAACCCAUCAGCAGAAAUGUGGCUCUUGUUCGCGCACUGUCCAAUGAGCCUGUUUCAUGACACCAUGCUUCAUGUUCCACAAAAGCGCAAUUGAGGCAUGCGCUGUUUUGAAAGAUUUGACCCAAAAGCUGACAGCCAGGAAAGAAGAGAAAUGUAUUCCUAUGCGGGUUCGAGGUCCCCUUCGUAGACUUGAAGAUGAUGGCCACAUUACAAGGGAAGUGCAUUUUAGGACAUCAGAUACGUUCUUUGGCAUAGCAAUUGACGACAUUAAUGCAUAAGGCAAACACUUGGAUAACCUUCCCGAGUUAAAUUGCCUACUGCUGAGAACAAUUCCUGGAAGAAAUGACUUUGAGAGGGCAGUGGAAACACUGCAAACCAAAUGCCCAAUCCUCAACGUAAAUACUGACUUGAUGUUUGAUGAAUUUACGUACGUAGAAGACUACCUGGCCACGAAGUUCAGUGACUGGACAAACCAGGACAUAACAACGUUGCAGAAAUAUUCCAACACUUAAAAGAACAAGUUUUGCCACAUAGCAUCAUGGAAAAUGUAAUUCAACUUGCAUUUUGUUUGCCAUCCAACAAUGCGGCAGUGGAAUGAACUUUCAGUCACAUGGAAAUUUUCUGGACGCCAGAGAAAUCGUAAGUGAAAGUGCUUGCGGAAGGACAGUCCAAUGAGGAUGAGGAUGAGCCCGUACUGCGUGGGAAGUUUUGGACGCAUCACGGUGUCAAUUUCGACAUUUUUGAAGAUGCCAGGAAAAAAAAACACAUGACGCAUCACAAACAUUAGCACUGCUGCUGAGAAUCCUGUGGCAAACGAGAGGACAGACAAGCUGACUCUGCAAUUUCAUGAACUGCAACUUGAACGACAAGGUCUGAAUCAGUGUAAGCCACCCUAGUUCAGGGGCUUGAUAAGAAAGCACAGUCCCGGAGGAAGCACCACCAGGCAAUAUUCACAUGAGGCUCCUAAAGAAAUGGUUCUUUCCACUCAUCCUGGUCCUGACUGGUUCCUUCCUUCUCCAGAUCUUCAGCCGAGUCCACGUCAUGCUACGGGAUCCAAUAUCCCUCGACAUCUACAACAUCGCCUACCCGAGACCCUACAAUUACAUCCUCAAUGAGCCCCAAAAAUGCAGCGGCAAGCCUCCCUUUCUGGUCUUGAUGAUACCGGUGGCUCCGGAAAACCGGAAAGUCAGAGAUGUCAUUCGAGAAACCUGGGGAGACGAAAACUCGAUGCCAACGGUGACGAUCCGACGGAUCUUUUACUUGGGGCUUCCGUCUCAAAACAGAAGGGGCGGUCUGCAGGAAGAGCUUGAGAGGGAGAGCCGGCGGCACCAUGAUCUGGUCCAGAAGGACUUUCAGGACACCUACCUCAACCUAACCAUCAAGACCAUGAUGAUGAUGGACUGGCUGGCCUCCUACUGUCCUAAAGCGUCCUAUGCCAUGAAGAUUGACACUGAUAUGUUCCUCAAUGUGGACACUCUGGUGAACAAACUCCUGCAGCCCCAAGCCCCUCAUGCCAAAGUCAACUUCAUUACUGGCAAUGUUCUCCACUUUGGAAUAAUUCGCCGAGACCAAGACUCCAAAUGGUACAUGCCGUUCAAACUCGUCCCCGGAUUGUUCUAUCCGACGUACGUCUCUGGGAUUGGCUACGUAUUUUCUGUUGACCUGGCCCAAAAGAUUUUAUCUGCCUCAUUGUCUGUGGUGCCCGUCUAUUUGGAAGAUGUCUACGUAGGCAUGUGCCUUCAGGAGCUGGGCAUCCAACCAACGCAACCCGCAGACAGCAAUUGGUUCAGCCUUUACCCGGUGGCGUAUAGCAGGUGCCGAUUCUCUCGACUCAUCAGCGUCUCGCAUCUAGAGCCCGACCAGCUGCUGUAUAUUUGGAAAGAUCUGGAAAAAGCCAAGGACCACUGUUGAAGUAGGAGACCCCCAUUCAUUGGCACUGUUGAUGAUGUGUCUCUGUCUCAUUCAGGGACCACCAAGAGGUUAAAAAAAUGCCUCCCAAUGUGGACCCUCUCCCCAGUAAUGGUGUUCCAGUAUCUUUGCACCAAGUGAUACGAACUGGAGGGGCACAUCUGUAAAAUGAGAGUGGCCUCGCUUUGCUUCUAAGCCCACCACAUUUUAGCCUCAGGGUCCUCCUUCUAUUUCUACGCAAACAUUUGCACACGUGCCCCUAAGUGCACUUAAUUAAGGGAGUGGGCUGCAGUUCUGCAUGGCAUGGAAGAAAGUUUCCUCACAGCUUGCGUUCAAAUCCCAGGGUGGGCACCACCUCCCCGGAGUUUGCAUUUUUCUCAGGCGCCUUUAUGAUUUUCCUUUUAGGGGCUCCCAUUUCCCACUCACAUCCAAGAGACAUGAAGGAGUAUAUUGGCAUUUGGCCCAGAACAAGUCCCAGCAUUAUGGGACAGACAUCGGUCCUUUGGCAUUGUGGACUGAAGGAAUGAGUCACAAUACGGAGGGGGGCAAUUCGGCUUAAGUCUUCAUUGCACCCUUACUGUUGGGUUCCAGCUGGGUCUGGGAUGACUGGGAGCGGCGUACAACUUUAGGUGGCUUUAAUUUGGGGUCUACACCCACAAUAAUUACCUGCAAUAAUAAGCAAAUUGAAACAUGGCUUGGACUUGUACUGACUGCCACCUAUAGGGCAGUUGUGGAAUGACAGGUAAUUCAUUGUUGGCGCUUCUCCCUCUUUAAGUGAUUCAUUAACCUUUGAGGCAGGGCCGGAUUAAGACCCUUAGAUGCCCUAAGCACUAAGUAACUUUGGUGCCC
Molecule: messenger RNA, 3382 nt
Organism: Polypterus senegalus (gray bichir)
Lineage: Eukaryota; Metazoa; Chordata; Cladistia; Polypteriformes; Polypteridae
Product: beta-1,3-galactosyltransferase 2-like
Exons: 4
Coding region: 1580-2536 (318 amino acids)
Cellular component (GO): membrane
Molecular function (GO): N-acetyl-beta-D-glucosaminide beta-(1,3)-galactosyltransferase activity
Source: RefSeq, a predicted model, not a curated record